GUGGCAGGAGUGAGCGGACCGUCGCUGCGUUGCUGCUGCUUUUUUCCUUCACAACUGUUCCUCCCCAUGAUGAAGCGUUCCUGCUGAAGCAGCGGUGUGGCGGCUUGGAAGAGGAGGAACUCAUCUGCGAGCUGCAGGAUCCUUUCAGUGGUUCUGACUAAACUGGAACCAAAUGGAAGAGACUACCAGGCAACUGGGGACUACAGCAAGUAUAAAGUGAAAUGUUGCUUGUGGAUCUCUUGGAUUUUUCAAAUUUCUUUCCGGUCUCAUUUUCCCUUCAUGGGCUUUUUAUUGGAGCAAAUGGGAGAGAUCCAUUGCAUGCUUAGCUCAGCUUUUCUUCAAUCCAGCUGCUGAUCAUUUGGACCCAUUACUUCAGUCAACUGGACUUUUUCCACACUCGCAACGCCCUCCGAUUUACUGAAACUGCUAAAAUCGAAGUGAGGAUUUCCGUGACAGAUUGACGAGGCGGGAGGAGGGCGCAUGUUCAUUCGGCUGCUGCCAAGAAAAUGCCAGCCAUCCUGGUGGCCUCAAAGAUGAAGUCAGGACUCCCCAAACCCAAGCCGGUGCACAGCGCCGUGCCCAUCCCUCAGGCUCCCAGCCGGCCGUCGGUUCUCGCUCUGCCUCCAGCUUCCCUGAAGACCCACAUCCCCGCACGGGGCCAGCACUCGACCCCCCAGAGAAGCAAGGCUGCAGAGGCGCAAACUGACGGAAGCCCACAGAUCUACACGGACUGGGCCAACCACUACCUCGCCAAGUCGGGACACAAGCGUCUCAUCAAGGACCUCCAAACGGACGUGACGGACGGAGUCCUGCUGGCUGAUAUCAUACAGGUCGUAGCCAAUGAGAAGAUUGACGACAUCAAUGGCUGUCCCAAGAGCCGCUCUCAGAUGAUUGAGAACAUAGAUACCUGCCUCAGCUUCCUGGCAGCCAAAGGCGUCAACAUCCAGGGUCUGUCUGCAGAAGAGAUCCGCAAUGGGAAUCUGAAAGCCAUCCUCGGCCUCUUUUUUAGCCUGUCCCGCUACAAACAGCAGCAGCAGCAGCAACAAAGCUUCCAGCCCGGUCUCCCCCCCACGGCACAGGCUCAGAGCGGUCACCCCCCCCUCAGCCACCAGAGCAGCGCCCCGGCUCAGCUCAGCCAGUCUCCGCAUGGGACUCUCAUCACCACUGCUCCGAAAUCAGCCCAGUCCGAGAUGCAGUCCAGGGAUGCGAUUCAGAGUAAACUACUCAAGUUUUCCAUUGGUCAAAAAAAGUCCUCUAGGCUACCUGGCCCCACAACAAGGAUGUCCACUGCCAGCAGUGACUUUCUUCCCCGAGGCUUGGUCGGUUCUUCUGGGAACAGACGCAGCCAGGCCUUCAGUGACAAGACCAAAGCCAGCGCUCACCUGAACAAAGAUUCCUCGGAUUCUUUAUGUGAGCACGCUCCAUCACCAGCGCUGACCACCAGCUCUCUGUCGUCCUCCACAGCCAUCCCCCAGCCCAACAGCGGCAGCAAACCCUGGAGGAGCAAAUCCUCUAGCUCCAAGCAGGCGUCUUCUCAGACUCCGUCCUCCACCGCCCCCCCCUCGUCGGCCAUGCAGUCCAGCAAACAAGACAAAGACGUGGCCGGUAAGGCCGCUUCAGGAACCGAGGCUCCUCCCAAACCUGCUGCUCAGAGGUCGAUGCUGGAGAAGCUUAAGCUCUUCAACAGUAAAGGAGGGUCAAAAUCCUCUUUGACUUCCUCCUCCUCCAAUGGAGUGGGACCCCAACCAGACUGUGCCGCCCCAGCCAGGAGGUCAGGAGCAACAACGGUGGAAAAAUCGGAAUCCGGCUCCGUUACCGACCCCCUAGAGGAGGAUGAAGGAAACCACCGGCCAGGAUUGAAUGGAACCAGCAACGGGGUGGCGGCGCCCUCAGCUGGCACUACGACUGCCAGCAGUCCCAAGAUUGCUCUCAAAGGCAUCGCCCAACGCACUUUUAGCCGAGCUCUGACCGCCAAAAAGAGCUCUGCCAAAGGCCCCGAUAAAGACAAAGACAAGGAGCGGGGGAAGGAGAAGGGGAAGGAGGUGAGGAAGCAAGGCCCCGACCGGCCGGAACUCAGAGGAGAGGAGUCCAAGGUGGAAGCGACGUCUGUUCCUGCAGAUGCUGAUGUCUCAAACAAAAGAUCUUCCAAAAUUGCCAGUUUCAUCCCUAAAGGAGGGAAAGUGGCCAAAAAGGAGAGUUCUGCCCCCGCCCACAGCGGAAUACCAAAGCCAGGGAGCAAAUCUCAAGGGGGGAAGGCUUCUUCAGUCAAGGAGUCGGGGGAGAGGCCCCGGAGCAUGCGGCUCGGAGGGGGGCUGGUUAUGCACCGUGGGGCCCUGGACAGAGACCGGGACAGCAGACACUCCAGCUCUACCUCCAGCCUGGCCUCCACAGAGGGGAAACCCAGCGGGCCCAACGCGGGCGGAGCAGGAAGCACCCAGAGCACAGCCAGCAACACCGUCAGUGUGCAGCUACCUCAGACACAGCAGCUCCACAGUCACCCCAACACCGCCACCGUCGCCCCCUUCAUGUACAGAUCCCAAACAGAUGGAGACGGAACCGAGGACGGCGAGAACAGUUCUGUGGGAGGAAGUGGAGACGUCUCCUGCGCCAAAACCAACCAUAACCCCAUGGAAGACCUUUCAGGUGAAGAUCCAGAAACGAGACGGCUGCGUACUGUCAAAAACAUAGCAGACCUGCGGCAAAACCUGGAGGAGACCAUGUCCAGUCUGCGAGGAACUCAGGUCACACACAGCAGCUUGGAAACCACCUUUGAUGGCAGCAUCACCACAGACAUCAGCAGCAGUGCCGGCAGCAACAACACCAGCGCAGGCAGUCGAAGCAUCCUCAGCCUUUCCUCCUCCCGCCCCUCACUGUCCCCGUGGAGGUUGGGCCAGUCCAGCCCUCGUCUGCAGGCAGGCGACGCUCCCUCUCUGGGUAACGGCUACGGCGCUCGGAUGGCUGGAGGACAGGCGGGGCGCUACCUGUACCCCGGGCACCUCCGGAGGCAGCUGGCUGGAAGGGGCGGAGCCCUCUGCAGCUUGGACCUCGGCGACAGAGCUGCGGAGGACAUCGAGCUGGACGGGAUCGCCAUGGAGGUGACGGGAUACAUGAGCGACGGAGACGUGCUGAGCAAGAAUGCUGUGCGGACUGAUGAUGUCACCAGCGGCUACAUGACGGAUGGGGGAUUGGGUUUGUACACCCGCCGGAUGAACCGACUGCCGGAUGGCAUGGCUGUCGUACGAGAGACGCUCCAUCGAAACACGUCGUCGGGACAGGGAGACGCUGACAGCUGGGACGACAGCAGCUCCGUGAGCAGCGGCGUCAGCGACAACAUCGACACGGAUGACAUCAACACCAGCUCCUCUAUUUCCUCCUACACCAACACGCCGGCGGCACAGCGCAAGGGCCUCAACGCACAGCCAGUUACAGAUGCAGAGAAGCACUCCGCAGAGGUCCACCAAGCCUGGGCGGGGGACGAGGUGAAGAAGCCGGUAGAAGGGUCGGACGGCGGGGUUAGGAUGGACUCCAAAUUACACCGCAGGAACCCUUACACCGCCGACGGGUCGGAUAAGAGCGGCUCGGGACGGAAGACCCCUUCUGUCUCCCACACGGGCUCCUGGAGAAGAGGCAUGAGCACCCAGGUGGGGGUGACUUCACCUCGGACUCAAAGCACAAGUAGCACCGGCUCCACGGGUUCAACGGCCCUCAAGGGCCACAGUUCAGGUAAAACCGAUGAUGUGAAAGUUUCAGAAAAAGGACGCCUGUCUCCUCAAUCAAACGGCCUCCACCGCUCGCCGUCGGACGCCGGACGCAGCAGCGGAGACGAAACAAAAAAGCCAUCCGCCCCCACCAGCCGCCCAUCCACCACAAACACUGCCUCCGACCCCCCCGCGCAGAUGCACACCCUGGUUUCACGCACCCCAACCAGCACUUUUGGCUUCAAGAAGCAAGGCCCCGGAGUGGUAACCAUGGUUACUGCAAGCGGCGCCACCAUCAGCAGUGGCUCGGCCACUCUGGGGAAGAUGCCCAAAUCCGGGGGGCGCUCGCUGACUGGAGGUCUGAAGUCCAGCGGGCCGGACGGAAGCUCAUUGUUGGGUCACCAUGACGACGGCUUCCUCCCCAUGAGUGCCCGCUCCACUCUCCAGUACCGCAGUUUGCCGAGACCCAGCCGCUCGGGAGCCGCGGCGCGCAACGGAAACCGCUCCUCCACCAGCAGCAUCGAGGCGGCGGUGCUGUCUGUCACCUCUCAUGGGAAGAACUCCCUCAGCAUCAACAAGCCGGGCAGCUCGGGGGGGCCGCUGACCAAUCAGACGGACAGAGAGAAGGGGGGGGCGGAGAAUGCAACUGUUCCUCUGACAGGAAGACAGCAGGUUUCUUCACCAACACUGCGCAGGUUAUUUGGUGUAAAGCCCAGUAAACAGGCUCCUGUCACCACAGCGGAGAACAUGAAGAACUCCACUGUCAUCUCAAACCCCCAUGCCACCAUGAACCAUGUUGCUACAGUCCUGGAGACCCCUGAUGGAGGCGGGGCAGGUGGGGACCCUGAGGCCAGCUGCCCUCUAACUGGAGGCAGAACGCUGGGUUCAGGGACCGGCACGCUGGGCAGUGAGCAGGCCUCCAGUCCCGGAUCGGUCUACUCCUCCACUGGCCCCUCCAACAGCCUGACGUGGGGGACGACCUUCAGCGGCUCCUCUGUCCCAAGCAGGGAGGGCACUCUGGGCGGACACGGAGGAGCGGGCAGCAUGGGCUUCCCCUCCGUCAGCAGUAUGCACACGAGCAGCGAGUCCAUCGACAUGAGCCUGAGCAGCGCCGGCGGCCAUGGGAACCACAGGGAGGACACCCUGUCUGCUCUGGGGCGCACUGCCAGCGUCAAAGCCGGCAUGUCUGAGAGUCCCCUCUCCUCCCCCUCUGCUAGCCCCAUAUUCAGCCGAAACACUCUUCCCCGGAGACAGGACAGCGGGCCACACUGUGGUAGAAACACUCUUCCUAAGAAGGGAUUCAGGUACGGCCCGUCACCUCAGCUGCGAGGCCACGAAGACGCCCGUGACUGGCUGCGGUCCCACUCCACCAGCGGCCUGCAGGACUCUGCUAGCAACUCCCCGUUCUCCCCUGGAUCCAGUCUCACCUCCCCCUCUGGCACAAGAUUUAACUUCGGACAGCUGGCAUCUAGCCCAACCUCAGCGGCUCAGAUCAAUCUUGCUAGUUUGCGCACCAACAGCCUGACCAAUCAGGAUGCAGCGUUUGAACCCUGCAACGACAACCGGCUGAGGAACUCCUGCAUGUCACUGGAUGAAAAGACUCGCACGAUGAGCCGAUCUGGAUCCUUCAGGGACGGCUUUGAAGAAGUUCAUGGAUCGUCUCUGUCUCUCGUCUCCAGCACUUCUUCCAUUUACUCCACGAAUGAGGAGAAGUCUCAGUCAGAGAUUCGUAAGCUGCGCCGAGAGCUGGACGCCUCCCAGGAAAAAGUUUCCGCCCUGACGACACAGCUGAGUGCAAAUGCUCACCUGGUGGCGGCGUUCGAGCAGAGUCUGGGCAACAUGACCCUCCGGCUGAAGAGUCUCACCUUGACUGCAGAGCAGAAGGACUCCGAGCUCAACGAACUUCGGAAGACCAUCGAACUCUUGAAGAAGCAGAACGCUGUCGCUCAGGCCGCCAUCAACGGAGUCAUCAACACGCCUGAACUCACACCCAAAUGCAACCGGACAGGUGGUAAUAAUGGCAGUCCGCAGCAGCAGCAGCCAGACCUGCGCAUCAGGCGGCAGCACUCCUCCGACAGCGUCAGCAGCGUCGCCAGUGCAACCAGCCACUCCAGCGUUGGCUCCAACAUGGACGCUGAUGCUAAAAACAAGAAGAAGAACAAGAAGAACUGGCUUCGGAGCUCCUUCAAACAAGCUUUCGCCAAGAAGAAGUCUCCCAAAUCCGCCUCUUCUCACUCAGACAUCGAGGAGAUGACAGACUCGUCACUGCCGUCCUCCCCCAAGCUGGCUCACAACGGCACCUCGGCCACCUCCCACAUGCUCAGGAGCACUCACUCCAACUCUCUCCUCUCAGAGUGUUUGGACAGCGAGGCGGAGACGGUGAUGCAGCUGCGGAGUGAGCUCCGGGAAAAGGAGAUGAAGCUGACUGACAUCCGCCUGGAGGCUCUCAGCUCUGCACACCAGCUGGACCAGCUCCGGGAAGCCAUGAACCGCAUGCAGCUGGAGAUUGAGAAGCUGAAAGCAGAGAAUGACCGACUGAAGCUGGAGAAUCAGGGGAGCAAGACGGGUUCCCAGGUCUCCAUCUCCUCCUCUCCACCGCCUCACACACACAGUCAGCCUGCAGCGCCUGGCCCAGGACUCUCUCAGCACAGCCUGAACCUGACCUCCAGUGAAUCCACCAGCCUGGACAUGCUGCUGGAUGACACCGGCGGUGAGGGAGCAGCCAGGAAGGAGGGUCGCCACGUGAAGGUCGUCGUCAGUCUGGAUGAAGGAAGCAAGUGGGGAGAGGCGAGCCAGCCUCAUCGCUUUCUGAUCGGUUGCAUCGGAGUUUGUGGAAAAACCAAGUGGGAUGUCCUGGACGGUGUUGUACGGCGCCUCUUUAAGGAGUACAUCUCCCACGUGGACCCGGUGAGCCAGCUCGGCCUCAGCACUGACAGCAUUCAGGGUUACAACAUCGGGGAAGUCCACCGGCCCAGCAGGCCCAGCACCACCAGCACGCCGGAGCUGCUGCCGUGUGGAUACCUGGUGGGAGACAACUCCAUCAACAUCCAGCUGAAAGGUGCGAGCAGUGAGAGUGUGGACUCUCUGGUGUUUGAGACGCUCAUCCCCAAGCCGGUGCUGCAGCGCUACGUCUCCCUGCUGAAGGAGCACAGGCGGGUCAUUCUGUCCGGCCCGAGCGGCACGGGGAAGACGUACUUGGCCAAUCAGCUGUCACGGCAUCUGCUGCUGCUGGAGGGCCGACCUGUGACCCCAAAUGCUGUGGUCACUUUCAACGUGGACCACAAGUCCAGCAAGGAGCUGCAUCAGUAUCUGGCAGCUUUGGCAGAGCAGUGCAGCAGUGCUCCAGAAGCAGACUGCCCUCUAGUGGUCAUCCUGGAUAACUUGCAUCACGUCGGCUCACUGGGCGAGAUCUUUAACGGCCUGUUCAACUGCAACCACCAACGCUGCCCUUACAUUAUUGGCACUAUGAGCCAAGCCACGUCCUCUUCCCCCAACCUGCAGCUUCAUCACAACUUCAGGUGGGUGCUGUGCGCCAACCACGUGGAGCCGGUGAAAGGGUUCCUGGGUCGCUUCCUGAGGAGGAGACUAAUCGAGACGGAGAUUGGGAGCAGGUCGCGCAACGUGGAGCUGGUGAAGAUCAUCGACUGGAUUCCGCGCGUGUGGCAACACCUCAACCGCUUCCUGGAGACUCACAGCUCCUCGGAUGUCACCAUCGGGCCCCGCCUCUUCCUGUCAUGCCCCAUGGAUGUGGAGGGGUCCAGGGUUUGGUUCACUGAUCUCUGGAAUUAUUCCAUCAUCCCGUACAUGCUGGAGGCUGUCCGUGAGGGGCUGCAGCUGUACGGCCGCAGGGCACCAUGGGAGGACCCUGCAGCCUGGGUGAUCGAGAGCUGCCCGUGGUCGACCACUCCCCCUCCCGGUGACUGGCCCCCACUCCUGAAGCUCCGCCCAGAGGACGUCGGGUUUGACGGUUACUCCGCCCCGAGGGAAGGAAUGCGGAAGGAGCCCGCCCAGAGCGACAGCGACGCAGACCCGCUGAUGAGCAUGCUGAUGCGUCUGAAAGAAGCUGCUACGUCGUCCAGCCCGCAGAGCUACGACAGCGACUCCAACAGCAACAGCCACCAGGAGGACAUCCUGGACUCGUCCUUAGAGUCCACCUUGUGAUGCCGUCAAAGCACAAAGGACGCGAACACUCGAGAACUCUUUACUGACCGGAUCGUUUUAUAGCCCAGAAAUGCAGCCGCCUUGAUUUGGGUGCAGGUAACCCAAACCGUAAAGGAUCCAAGAGUUAAAAAGACCAGACUUUCUGCCGUUUCUGUCCUUUUCACCGCUGUUGCCGUGGCUCCUUCGUUAGGAGCUUCAAAUCUUCUUCAGCCAGACUGAAGGAAAGCACCCAGCCCGUCCUCAUCGAUGGGGCGCCGCGUUGCCAUUAUCAUCAUCACCAGCGAUUCGGCUUCCUUUAACACCAGUCCGAUCAGACGGAGAUCUUUUGCUCUUCUAAGCUGCACUGGAUGAACGCCGCCUGAAGAGGGCAGCACUGGCUUUAUGACCUUCUGAUGGACAGACCGGCAGUUCCUUCCUCCAUAACAUCCAUGUUAUCCCAGAUGAAGCCAAGCAUUGUUUGAAAUCACUCUUCAGUUCCUACGACUUUCUCCUGGAGGAUGUGGUGGUGACAUCAUCCCUGCAUGCAGGCUGGGGGGUUCCUCUUCAUCUGUCAAGUGCCUCGGCUGCUUAAUUUAAGGAAAACUGAAUCUGGAGCUGCUGCAGCUUGAAUAAUGGGACAACAGCACCUCUACAGUCUUGAAGCUCAAAAAAGUAUUUUUGGAUGAAAGCCUUUAAACUCAAAAGAGCCAUGUUUGUCCUUUUCCUAAUGACAGCUUAAAGCUCAUCAGUCACAGUUUUUACCACUGCAAGAUAAAUACGUUUGUCAGAGUUA
Messenger RNA from Oryzias melastigma (Indian medaka), 8631 nucleotides. It is a transcript of the gene nav2a, whose product is annotated as neuron navigator 2a. NCBI's taxonomy places the organism in Eukaryota, Metazoa, Chordata, Actinopteri, Beloniformes, Adrianichthyidae. Gene Ontology annotation, biological process: nervous system development; neurogenesis. The record is from RefSeq and is a predicted model, not a curated record. Bases 507 to 7859 code for a protein of 2450 amino acids. Gene Ontology annotation, molecular function: ATP binding; ATP hydrolysis activity; protein binding. The transcript has 40 exons.